Desarmillaria tabescens is the source of this 2062-nucleotide messenger RNA. Its product is annotated as alpha/beta-hydrolase. The transcript has 6 exons. NCBI's taxonomy places the organism in Eukaryota, Fungi, Basidiomycota, Agaricomycetes, Agaricales, Physalacriaceae. The coding region runs from base 265 to 1914 and encodes 549 amino acids. The record is from RefSeq and is a predicted model, not a curated record.
AUGGAUACAAGACGUGACGGCGCUGUCCGCAUGGGUUUCCUAUUAUGGCGCGCGUUGUUUCUUGGAUCACAUUGAAUUCCUCAUAAUUCUGAUGUCCCGAGCACUUUACCUCCAAUUCCCCGGGCCUGCAGUGCCUUGCCUUGUAUUUUCUGCGGCCUUCGACAGGUUCAAGCCGCGUAUAAAAUUCUCCGUGUCGUCACGGUUCGUUUCCCCACCAGCUGUCCUUCAGCCCGGUGUCGUAAACCUAGGUCCUUCUCUCUGACUAUGGUCGCGUUGAUCUUCGUCCUGUUGUCGGCCCUCUCUUUGGUGUCUGCUGCUCCGUUUCCAGGUAGCGGUCAUCAUAGUAUCUUCGUAAAGCCUGGCAGCGGAGGCAUCCUCUGUAUCUUGUUGCCUUGGCUGUGUCCUCGGGAUACACAGACCAGUACAGAGGUCGCGACAAGUAUUGGCACCGCCAAAGGGGUUGUUAAUGGUACAGCGGUCAGGUUCCCCGUCAAGUACGCCUCCGCAGAGAGGUGGCAAGAAUCCGAAGUCGCUUCGGAGUGGGAGCUCCCCAAUAACUCUUCGGAUGUGACGGCUAUGCCUCUGGCUUGCCCGCAGUCGGAUUUGGACUCGUCGCAGUAUUCGGAGGACUGUUUGUCCAUGAUCCUCUACGUCCCUGCGACGCUCACCGUAUCUGACAAUGUUCCGACACUUACAUGGGUGCAUGGAGGAUCAUUCAUCACAGGGUCCGCCAGUGAUGAAGGUUUGGAUGGCUCGAACCUUGCUUCCACAACGAAUUCCAUUGUUGCUGUAAUCCAGUACCGCCUUGGAGGUCUCGGGUUUAUGGCUCCCGACGGUAGCAUGAACUUGGCAGUCAAGGAUGUCAUCAACGCAAUGAAGUUUUUGCAAACCAUCCUGCCAUCCUUUGGCGGUGACAAGUCCAAGAUCACAUUGGCAGGUCAAAGUAGCGGUGCCAAUAUGAUUCGUGCUUUGUUAGCCGUGCCAUCGGCAUCAUCCUUGUUCCAGUCUGCUAUUUUACAGUCAGACCCGAUGAAUUUCGGAUUCCUGUCUACGACCACGCAGGAGACCUUGCAGAGUUAUUUCAAUGGACUUAUCUCUUGUGGAGCUUCGGACACGGCCUGCUGGGAUGCCCUUUCACUGGAUGACAUUCUUAAUGCCCAAUCGACCUUGUUUAGCAAUGCUGCCUCCCUCGACGCGUCUACAGGGACUGCUGAACCCAUUCGACCGGUUCGUGACAACACCUUAAUCACAUCCCCGCUCGACUCUACCGCCACCUUCCCGUCCGUGAGCAAGCCCAUCCUCGUCACUUCCGUACUCAACGAAGCCGGCCUCACCAUCUACGGCUCCUUUACUGCCAAACUGUCUGAAGUAUUCUUUGCAGCCGUCGCCGAUCAGUUUCUGGGAGACGAACGCACAGCGAUUAUAGCCAACUCGACUUUUUAUACUCCAACGGACGAGGAUGACGAUACGCGAAUUAGGUUGGAGAGGCUCGGGACGGAUUAUAUGUGGAAAUGUGCAAAAUGGACAUUCGCAAGAAACUGGGUUAGUAGCGGAGGUACGGCGUACGUUGGCCUGUAUACUGUCGGCACGUCGUACCCCUUGAAUACCUACGUCGACUUCUGUCACGAAGAUGGGAAAGUGUGUCAUCGGGACGAUAUAGAGAUAGUGUUCGGGACCGUGCCCAACCCUUCCUCAACUCAGGCUGAACUCAUUUCAGAGAUGCAGCAACGAUAUAAAGCCUUUUUACACUCUGGCAACCCUAACGUUAACGGUCUCAUUACCUGGAACGCGGCUGGCUCCUCCGAUGUGAAUGCACUUCAGCUCGGAGCGACAGGCUCGUUCGAUGUCGGUGCUUGCAUCCCCUCUUUCUGGGGUGCGGCAGUCGAAUACGAUUAUCAAGUUUACGGGAUUUAAUCUUACCCCUCACGACGGCUCACUCAAAGGGCUUUGCCACGAGCUUUGUGUUUCACUUUCACACAACUUCAAAACUCAUUGUCAUUCGCAUUGAUACCAAUCCUCUUCGCAGCAUUCGCAACUAAUUGCUUAAAGUUUUUCAUCCUUG